This is a messenger RNA of Varanus komodoensis (Komodo dragon), 3222 nucleotides long. RefSeq names its product phosphatidylinositol-4,5-bisphosphate 3-kinase catalytic subunit delta (gene PIK3CD). Gene Ontology annotation, cellular component: plasma membrane; cytoplasm; phosphatidylinositol 3-kinase complex. The transcript is spliced from 22 exons. NCBI's taxonomy places the organism in Eukaryota, Metazoa, Chordata, Lepidosauria, Squamata, Varanidae. The record is from RefSeq and is a predicted model, not a curated record. Gene Ontology annotation, biological process: phosphatidylinositol-mediated signaling; phosphatidylinositol-3-phosphate biosynthetic process; phosphatidylinositol 3-kinase/protein kinase B signal transduction. Bases 154 to 3207 code for a protein of 1017 amino acids. Gene Ontology annotation, molecular function: 1-phosphatidylinositol-3-kinase activity; 1-phosphatidylinositol-4-phosphate 3-kinase activity.
GCGAUAGAUGGGAUGGUUUAGACAAGAGCUGGCAGCAUUCCUGCUCGCCGUCCGCGUUGCCUGGGGAUGAUGGGACCUGCAGUCCAGGGGAUUCGGAGCGGGCGCCUGUGUCAUUCGAUAGGCCUGUGGUGUUGUAGCUGAGAAGCAUCUAGAAUGACGUUGGGGAUUUAUUGCCCCGUCGAAUUCUGGUCCAAAGAAGCCAACCAGAGCAUACAAGUGGACUUCCUCCUUCCUACUGGGAUCUACCUGACCCUGCCCGUGUCCUGCAAUGUCACCUUGGGCGCGAUCAAGCAGGUGGUCUGGCACCACGCCCAAUAUGAGCCCCUCUUCCAAAUGCUCAGUGACCCGGAUUCCUACGUCUUCACAUGCAUCAACCAGACGGCAGAGCAGCAGGAGCUGGAGGAUGAGCAGCGGCGCCUCUGCGACAUCCAGCCCUUCCUGCCGGUCCUGCGGCUUGUGGCUCGCGAAGGCGAUCGGGCAAAGAAGCUGGUCAACUCCCAGAUCAGCCUCCUCAUCGGCAAAGGUUUGCAUGAGUUCGACUCAUUGAAAGACCCAGAAGUCAACGACUUCCGUGCCCAGAUGCUCCAGUUCUGCGAGGAGAGAGUAGCCAGGCGGCAGCAGCUGAACUGGAGGGCUUGGAUGGAGUACAGCUUCCCCGUGCAACUCGAACCCGUGGCCAAUGGCCUGGGGAGAAGCCCUCUUCCUGUGCCCAGCAAGAACAUUUUUGUCAAUGUCAAAUUCGAGUCCGGAGGGGAAAGUUUCACCUUCCAGAUCUCACCGAAGGAUUUUCCCACGACGCUCAUGAGCUACGCCAUCAAGAAACAGGCCACCAUCUUCCGCCACCAGCGAGUCAGCAGCCCGGACGAUUACACGCUGCAGAUCAACGGGAAAUACGAGUACCUGUAUGGAAACCACCCCUUGCACCAGUUCCAGUAUAUCCGGGACUGUCUACACCGGGGGCUCCUGCCCCACCUCACCAUGGUACAUUCCUCCUCCAUCCUAGCUUUGUGGGAAGAACAGACCAAUGGAAUUACUGCACCACCGAAGGGGAGCACCAAACCUCCACCGGUCCCCAAGAAAAAGCUGAGCUCCGUGUCUCUUUGGUCGCUCGAACAGCCUUACUAUAUCGAGUUGGUGCAAGGAAGUAAGGUGAACGCUGACGAACGGAUGAAGCUGGUGGUCCAGGCAGGCCUGUACCACGGGCACGAGAUGCUCUGCAAGAUGAUGUCCAGCUCCGAAGUGGCUGUUUCCUCGGAGCCCGUGUGGGGCCAGAGGCUGGAGUUUGAGAUCAACGUCUGCGACCUCCCUCGCAUGGCCCGCCUUUGCCUGGCCCUCUACGCGGUGGUGGAGAAAGCCAAGAAGGCCCGGUCCACCAAGAAGAAGUCCAAGAAGGCGGACUGUCCAAUCGCCUGGGUGAACGUCAUGCUGUUUGACUACCGAGACCAGCUGAAAACCGGGGAGUGUUGUCUUCCCAUGUGGUCCUCAUUUCCAGAUGAGAAGGGAGAGCUUUUAAACCCAAUGGGUACAGUCCAGACCAACCCCAAUACAGAAAGUGCUGCUGCUUUGGUCAUCCGCUUUCCUGAAAUUUCUUUCUGCCCGGUGUACUAUCCAACGUUCGAACAGAUACUGGAGCACGGAAGGAACGGGCCGUCCCCUCGCUCCAUGGUGGAGAAUCCAGAGGAGAAGCAGCAACUGAAGGAGAUCUUGGAACGCCGGACGCACACCGAGCUGUACGAGCAUGAGAAGGAUCUGCUGUGGAAGAUGAGGCAUCAGAUCCGGGACCAGUACCCGGGAGCGUUGGCCAAACUGCUGCUGGUGACCAAGUGGAACAAGCACGAAGAUGUGGCUCAGAUGAUCUACCUGCUGCAGUCGUGGCCGGAGCUGCCGGUCCUCAACGCUCUGGAGCUGCUGGAUUUCAGCUUCCCGGACCGCUACCUGAGCGCCUUCACGGUCAACUCGCUGAAGAAGAUGACGGAGGCCGAGCUGUUCCAAUACCUGCUGCAGCUUGUGCAGGUGCUCAAGUACGAGUCGUACCUGGACUGCGAGCUGACCAGGCUGCUGCUGGACCGCGCGUUCUCCAACCGGAAGAUCGGGCACUUCCUCUUCUGGCACCUCAGAUCAGAAAUGCAUGUCCCCACAGUCGCGCUGAAGUUUGGCCUGAUCUUGGAGGCCUACUGUCGGGGGAGCAUCCAUCACAUGAAAGCGCUGAUGAAACAGACGGAUGCUCUGACCAAGAUGAAGGGCCUGAAUGACAUCAUCAAGGUCAGCGCCCAGAAGAACCCCAAGCCCCAGACGAAGGAGUCCAUGCACACCUGUCUCCGGCAGGAGACCUACCUGGAGGCGCUCUCCCACCUCGAGUCCCCCCUGAACCCCAGCAUCAUCCUGGCCAAAGUCAAUGUGGAGAUGUGCACGUUCAUGGAUUCGAAGAUGAAGCCGCUGUGGCUUGUGUUCAGCAACGAGGAGACGGGCGGCGACUCCGUGGGCCUCAUCUUCAAAAACGGGGACGAUCUCCGGCAGGAUAUGCUGACCCUGCAGAUGAUUCAGCUGAUGGACAUCUUGUGGAAGAAAGAAGGACUCGACCUGCGGAUGACCCCGUACGGCUGCCUUUCCACUGGGGACAAGACGGGGCUGAUCGAAGUCGUCAUGCACUCUGACACCAUCGCCAACAUCCAGCUCAACAAGAGCAACAUGGCGGCCACCGCGGCCUUCAACAAGGACGCCCUGUUGAACUGGCUGAAAUCCAAGAACCCUGGCGAUGCCCUGGAGCGCGCCAUCGAAGAAUUCACGCUCUCCUGUGCCGGCUACUGCGUGGCCACCUAUGUGCUGGGCGUCGGCGACCGACACAGCGACAACAUCAUGAUCCGAGAGAAUGGCCAGUUGUUUCACAUCGAUUUUGGCCACUUCCUGGGGAACUUCAAGACCAAGUUUGGGAUCAACCGUGAACGGGUCCCUUUCAUCUUGACCUAUGACUUCGUCCAUGUGAUCCAAGAAGGGAAAACCAACAACAGUGAAAAGUUUGAAAGAUUCAGAGAAUACUGUGAAACGGCUUACAUGAUCCUCCGGUGCCACGGCCUCCUGUUCCUCCACCUCUUUGCCCUCAUGAAAGCCGCCGGCCUCCCGGAGCUGAGCUGCUCCAAGGACAUCCAGUACCUCAAGGUAAGGGGGCUCCGGGGGCCUUGGCCGGGGGGACCGGGGUCUGAAUUCUGACCGCGAACCAUGCAA